Messenger RNA from Hirundo rustica (Barn swallow), 1820 nucleotides. It is a transcript of the gene DNAJC14, whose product is annotated as DnaJ heat shock protein family (Hsp40) member C14. Bases 139 to 1758 code for a protein of 539 amino acids. The record is from RefSeq and is a predicted model, not a curated record. NCBI's taxonomy places the organism in Eukaryota, Metazoa, Chordata, Aves, Passeriformes, Hirundinidae. Gene Ontology annotation, molecular function: dopamine receptor binding. The transcript is spliced from 7 exons.
GGCGUGGUGAGUCCCGAACACCCCUGAUCCCCCCGAUACUGACGCGGUUAGUCCCGAAACCCCCGGUACCGGGUCUCCGAGAGCCGAUGCGGGCGUCCCGAAGAUCCCGGGGAUGGCCGUGACCUAAGCCCAGUGCCGAUGGAGCAGCCCCGGUACCGGGACGGCCUCGGGGGGAGCGGGCCCGGGGGGGACUCCUGCGCUGCCUGGAACGGGACUUGCGGCCACCCCCGCGCUGCCACCAGCGCUACCAGCCCCGGCACGCCGGGCGACGACGAUGACGAAAGCGGCGAGCGCGACCCUCCUGUCCCUAGCCCCCGUGGCGUCCCGGGUCCCGGGACUGUCCCGAAACCCGGCAGUCCCCCCAACGCCGGGAGUGUCGCCAACCCCGGGGGUGUCUUCAGCCCUGAGGGUGUCACCAACCCCGGUGGCGUCCCUGGUGCCAGGAGUGUCCCCAGCCCCGGCAGUGUCCCCAACACCCAGAGUGUCCCCACCCCCGGGGGUCGCUGCGGCUGCGGGGGCCCCCCGGCCGCUCCCCCGAGCCCUUCCCGGGACAUCCCGUGUGCCCUCGGCUGCCGGCACCGAGGACUCCCGGAGGGCAACGGCGACACGCGUAGAACGCGUCGGCGACCGCGACAACGCCACGAGGAGGAGGAGCACGUCGAGGACCCAGGGGACACCGCCAAGGUACACCGGCGCUCCCUGCCCGUGGCCCGGGCAGGGGUCGCGCUGUGCCUGCGGCUGCUCGGAGCUCUCCUGGCGCUGCUACUCCUCUUCUUCCUUCUUCUCCUCGGGGCGCUACGCUCCUUCCUCCGCGGGGGCUUCGCGAGGCUCCGCCGCUGCAGAGAGCUGCUGGGUGAGUGGCUGCUGCGGCGGCGGGGAAGCCACCGCGCUGUCGCCGGAGGCGGCGGCGAGGAGGACGUGACACGUUUGGUGGCCAUGGCCGACGUGGCCGAGGAGGAGCUGGAUCCGUUCCGGGUGCUCGGCGUGGAACCCACGGCCAGCGACACCGAGCUCCGGCGAGCGUACCGGAGGCUGGCGGUGCUGGUGCACCCCGAUAAGAGCCGCGACCCCCAGGCGGGGGUGGCGUUCAAAGUGCUGCGGGCGGGCUGGGAGCGGGUGAGCAGCCCCGAGAGACGGCACCAGUACGAGAUGAAGCGGCUGGUGCAGGGGGAGCUUGCGCGGGCGCUGGGCGCAAUCCUGGGCCAGCUGCAGGAGGAGCUCAGGGAGGCCAUGGACGCCAUGGGCUGCACCCGCUGCGGGGGAAGACACAGGCGGUUCCAGCUGGACAGGGACCCCCACGGUGCCCGGUACUGCGCCAGCUGCGGGGGGUGGCAUGCGGCCGAAGAAGGUGACCUGUGGGCAGAGUCCAGCCUUCUUGGCCUCAAGGUCACCUACCUGGCCCGCAUGGACAGCCACAUCUACGAUGUCACCGAGUGGGCAGGCUGCCAGCGUGUGACCAUCUCCCCAGACAGCCACCGCGUCCCCUACCACCUGUCCUUCGGUGCCAGGACAGCCGUGCCGGCCAGACGGCAGCGGGCCCCUCCCAAGGGCAACCCCCCCUCCCGCAACGACCUCCAGGAUUUCCUGGCCCGCAUUUUCCAGGGAAAUCUGGGAUCGGGGGAAGGCGGGGGGACUUUCCCCACCCCCCCCGGGGCCGCGGGACACCCCCAGGGAAACCCCCAGGCCCAGGGGGGCCCCCCCAGGGGGGACACCAAGCACAAGAGGAGGAAGAAGGGGCGGCGGCCGCUGCCCCGCUGAGGAAACACCACCCCGCCCCCCAAAAUAAGGGCUUGGAAUAAAAAUCUGGUUUUUUUCUUUUU